Plasmodium falciparum 3D7 is the source of this 1494-nucleotide messenger RNA. It is a transcript of the gene PDXK, whose product is annotated as pyridoxal kinase. The record is from RefSeq and is a predicted model, not a curated record. Lineage: Eukaryota; Apicomplexa; Aconoidasida; Haemosporida; Plasmodiidae. Gene Ontology annotation, biological process: pyridoxal 5'-phosphate salvage. Gene Ontology annotation, molecular function: pyridoxal kinase activity.
AUGAAGAAGGAAAAUAUUAUCUCCAUACAAUCACAAGUGUUUGAUGGAUUUUGUGGAAAUAAUAUAGCAGCAUUCGUUUUUAGAAGGAGAGGACAUAUUCCUAAAAUUCUAAACACAGUACAAUAUUAUUCAAAGUUCAAACAUAGUGGUGUUGAAUUAAAUAGUCAAGAAGUAGAUAUUAUAUUAAGUGAAUAUAAUAAAGAUCAAGAAUUUAUGAAUGAUAGUAAUAUUUAUUUUCUCACAGGUUAUAUCAAAAAUGCUGAAUGUGUUGAUAUGGUUACCAAAAAUAUACUUGAAUUAAGAAGGAAAAGGAAAAUACACCGUGGAAAAAGUAAUGAUAAUGGUAACAUGAAUGGUCACAUGAAUGGGCAUAUGAAUGGGCAUAUGAAUGGGCAUAUGAAUGGGCAUAUGAAUGGGCAUAUGAAUGGGCAUAUGAAUGGGCAUAUGAAUGGGCAUAUGAAUGGGCAUAUGAAUGGGCAUAUGAAUGGUCAUACAAAUGGUCACAUGAAUGGGCAUAUGAAUGAUCACAUGAAUGGUCACAUGAAUGGUCAUACAAAUGAUCACAUGAAUGGUCAUACAAAUGAUCACAUGAAUGGUCAUACAAAUGAUCACAUGAAUGGUCAUACAAAUGAUCACAUGAAUGAUCACAUGAAUGGUCAUACAAAUGAUCACAUGAAUGAUCACAUGAAUGAUCACAUGAAUGGUCAUACAAAUAGUCACACACAUGGUCUCACAAAUGGUCACAUGGAUGAACCUAAUGGUGAGCAUCCAUAUAGACUUAUGAAUUCAAAUGAACUUAAAAGUAGCCAUCAAAUUAUUCCUCAAGGUAAACAAAUACAUGAAAAAGAUAUGCUUAAAAACAAUAUAUUGACAAUAUCCCAAGGAAGAAAAAAAGAUGAAGAAUUAUAUUUCAUAGAAAACAUAAUAAAUCUAAAUUUUCUUUGGGUAUGUGAUCCCGUUAUGGGAGAUAACGGAAGACUAUAUGUUGAUGAACGUGUUGUAGAAUCAUAUAAAAAAGCAAUUGAGUAUGUUGACAUUAUUACACCUAAUCAAUAUGAAACUGAAUUAUUAUGUGGAAUAAAAAUAAAUGAAGAAAAAGAUGUUAUAAAAUGUUUAGAUGUAUUAUUACAUAAAGGUGUAAAAAUUGUUAUCAUAACUUCUGUAAAUUAUAAUUUCGAUAAAGACCAUUUAUUUUUAUACGUUUCAUUUUUUAAUAAUAAAAAUAAAAUAGUUUAUUUUAAAUAUAAAAUUUUAAAGAUUCAUUUUAAUUGUUUUGGAAGUGGUGAUCUUUUUUCUUGUUUGUUAUUAUCUUUUAUAGUAAAGCAAAAAGGAAAUAUCCUUCACAUAAUAUCGAAGGUUUUGAAUAUUGUACAAAAUGUCAUAAAAAAUAGUCUCACUGGGUUGGAAUUAAAUAUAAUAGAAAAUCAAGAUAUAAUAGCAAGUGAUGGUUUAAUUAAUGAUAUUUUAAUUAAAGAAGAGCCUGUUUUUUUUUAG